Molecule: messenger RNA, 1365 nt
Organism: Penicillium vulpinum
Lineage: Eukaryota; Fungi; Ascomycota; Eurotiomycetes; Eurotiales; Aspergillaceae
Product: co-chaperone SGT1
Exons: 2
Coding region: 1-1365 (454 amino acids)
Biological process (GO): protein stabilization
Molecular function (GO): protein-folding chaperone binding
Source: RefSeq, a predicted model, not a curated record
AUGAAUGCUGCAGCUGAUGGUGACCGGGCUUCUGCCGAAUCCAACUACCCUCUCGCCAUUGAACACUACACCCACGCUUUGACCGAGCUACCCCGCGCUCCGAAAUACUACAUUUCACGAUCAACUGCCUAUUCGCGUCUCAAGCCCGCAGAUGGCGGGCCCAACUACCAUGCCGCACUCAAAGAUGCCGAAAUCGCGCUCAAACUCGCCAACGAGCGUGGAAACCGCGAGAUGAUCCUCUCCGCUCAGAUGCGCCGUGCCGUGUCGCUGUACCAGCUCGAGCGGUUCGGAGACGCAGAAUUUGUGUUUGAGCUCAUCGCGAGUAAAACUAAGAGCGAUAGAGUGCCAGAGAACAAAUCGGAACAGGUGCAGGCUGCUAUGGGAGGACCCGGAUCCGGAUGGGGAGGCCCCAGAAACAAUUACAGCGCCCAAAUGCCGAUCUGGACCGCCAAACUUCAACGCAAGCUGGCAGAGUUGCCUAAGGAUGACCCGAAGCGUGCUGUCUCCAUUGCUGAACUCCCAUCUAAUACCUCCGUUCCGACUACAGGUGAGCUGAAGGCUCAGUGGAAGGCCCUCAAGGCUGGAAAAAAAGUGGAAGUCGCUGGAGCCUCGCAGCAGCCUGAGCCUCAGCCCCCAGUAGGAUCAACCCUAUCUCCAGCGGAAGCCUUCUUGGCUGCUCAACUUCAGAACCCAAAUACCAGUGCUAUGGCUACCUUUGUUGCCCCAGACAAGAUUCGCCAUGAGUGGUAUCAGUCGCAGGACUCCGUAGUUGUGACUCUUUAUGUCAAGGCAGUCCCAGAGAACAAGGUCACAGUCGAAUUGAAGGAAGGUUUGGUCUCGUUGCAAUUCCCUCUCCCAUCUAGCGCCGAAUACGACUUCACCCUAGACCCGCUCUAUGCUGCUAUCGAUCCCGCUGAGUCCAAGGUCUCGGUUAAGAGCACCAAGAUUGAGCUCACUCUACGAAAGAAGACACCCGGCCAGAAAUGGAGUGCCCUCGAAGGCUCAGCCACCAAUACCACUCAGAUCACCGACCGUCCAGCCGCGCAACAGGCCCCAGCCAUCCCGGGCCCUUCGUACCCCACCUCCUCACGCCACGGCACCAAGGAUUGGGACAAGCUUGCAUCAUCGCUCACCCAGAAGAAACCAAAUGAGAAGGGUGAGGAUGAUGGAAACGUCUCUGAUGGCGAGGUAUCCGAUGGCGAAGGUGGUGAUGCUGUCGACGGGUUCUUCAAGAAGCUGUAUGCCAACGCUGACCCAGAGACCCGUCGAGCUAUGAUCAAAAGCUAUACGGAGAGUCAGGGCACAUCCCUGAGCACGAACUGGUCUGAGGUUUCGAAGGGGAAGGUGGAGGCUCACCCUGAAUGA